Messenger RNA from Teleopsis dalmanni, 5256 nucleotides. Its product is annotated as chitinase-like protein PB1E7.04c. Bases 58 to 4791 code for a protein of 1577 amino acids. The record is from RefSeq and is a predicted model, not a curated record. Gene Ontology annotation, cellular component: protein phosphatase type 2A complex. Gene Ontology annotation, molecular function: protein phosphatase regulator activity; calcium ion binding. Gene Ontology annotation, biological process: protein dephosphorylation. The transcript has 12 exons. Lineage: Eukaryota; Metazoa; Arthropoda; Insecta; Diptera; Diopsidae.
AGUAAGGAUUAAAAAAACGAUUACAUUAAAAAAAAAAAGGAAUUAUCACAAAAAAAAAUGCAGGCAUCAACGUCUACGUCAGGAAAGAAAAGUACGUCAGUCAUACUCAAAUCAACAACAAAAUCUACAAAAAUUAAUACAAACGUUGAUCCUAAAAAUGAAAUUGAAGAGAUUUCGAAAAAAAUAUCAGAACAUGCUGAUGCCAUAUAUCGUACGUGGAAGUGUCGCGGCUUAGCUCCAACAGAAUUGCUUGAUUUUUAUACGAAUGCAACUGCAGCAGAGGCUACAGACGACUUCUUUGUAGCUGAUCCGAGCGAAACAAGCACAGAGGGUCUACAAAAGCUUGUCAAUACGUUCGUAAUUAAAGACAAAGAGCAAAGGGGUGUCAAACAAAACAUAAAUAAUAACAAAAGCAACAGUGGCAGCUGCAGCAGCAGCGGCAGUGGCAGCAGUAAUAAUAGUAAUAGCAGUACCAAAAGCAAAAAUUCAAUUCUAAAAUCAACAGACACGGAAGAAACGACAAUGAAAAUGAACAAUAACUUAAUAGCCACAACAAGCAAAAUGACGUCAAAAACAAAAUCCUCAACAGCAAUAACACCAGAGAUUUCAACAGCAACUUUAUUAACACAAACUGCUGCUGCAACUGAUGAAGUUGAUAUGUUACUUAAUAAUAAGAGAUCAGCAGGAAAGUCAGUAACAACAACAACACCAACAGCAGCAGCAACAACAAAAUCAACAACAGUCUCAACAGCGCCAAUUUUAAAAAACAACGCAUGCGUUAAAAUUGUUGAAACAACCGCAGAACAACCAUACGAAAAACACAAAAACGUUGCCGAAAAAAUUGGCAAUGUUGGCGGUACAAGUGGUGUAACAAAGUCGAAAAUAAUAACAAAUCCGACAACGCAUGGCAAUUCUUUGAGCACGAAGCCGCUAGAACUAAAUUUUGAUUUUGACUUAAAUUUGGACGUUAAAAAUUUAACGGAAAUUCAAACGCAAAACCUUUUAAAAAUCAAAGAAUUACUGCAAGAAAAUGCAGAUUCUACAAAAAUUGUAAAAAAAACGAACAAAUCGAGUAUUGCAACAACACCCACACAGCUUGCAACAACAACUGCAGUAGGCAAAGUAGCAGCAACAGGUUCAGAAGCAUCUGCAACAAAUAAAACAAAUUCAAAAGCAAUUACCAAAACUAUAACAAAUAGCCCAACAUUGACAACAAUAGUAAUUGAUAAUGAUAAAGUAAACAAUAAAAAAAAUGCCAAAAUUAAUAGCAACAGUAAUGUUGCAGUCAAUACCACCACCACCCCCGUUACAACACGUACUAGCAACGUUAUUGAUAAAAAGGCAAAUAAUUUUGCCAAAAAGAGCAACGGCAGCGCAGUCGCGACAAAAGUAGCAUCUACAAAAUUAAUGCCACCAUCAACAUCAACGUCAACAUCAACAGCAUCAGCAUCAGCAGUGUCAUCAACAUUAGCAUCAGAAUUAGCAUUAGCACAAGUAACACCAGCGGCAGCAGCGGCCGCAGCAGUGCCAUCAUCAACUAAAACAACAACGUCACCAACAGCAACUGAUAAUAAGAAGCUACAGCGAGAUCAACAGCAACAGCAAAUUAGUACUAAAACAAAAGGGGACGAUAAAACAACGAAAAGUACUAAUAAAUUAAUUAAAUCGGUAACAGCUAAAUCAGUAGCAAUUGCGGAAAAUAAUAAAAAUAUCAAUAAUAGUAACACAAAAAUAAUAAAUUGUAGUAAAGGAAUAGCAGUAUCAGGAUCAGGAUCAGCAUCAGCAUCAGCAACAGCAACAGCGAUCCAUAAAACAGAAAAGGAUAACAAAAUCAGUGUUGCCAAUUUACUUGAAACGGAAAACGUAAUGGACGUAGCGCGUGCAAAUAUGCCAGCACCAACAAAAGCAAAAACGACAACAAGAUCAUUAACAAAUGGUUUGGAUAAAAAUUCAGGACGUCCUAUACUGACGCGUGGUUCCGUCGCAGAGCGUGUUUUAAUGUUCGAAAAAUGUCCUGAUGUGCGGAAUAUGAACUUAAAUAUAAAACGUCCAAAUCCAGCAGACACAUCGCCUAAACUGUUGGUGAAGGGUUCAAAGGCUGUUAUAUCCAAAGGCUUGCAAAGUAUAAUAUUAAAGGACGCUCAUCGUACUAAUAAUGGCAUUACAAGAAUGAAACAAUUAGCAUCGCCAAUUUUAAAAAACAACGCAUGCGUUAAAAUUGUUGAAACAACCGCAGAACAACCAUACGAAAAACACAAAAAAGUUGCCGAAAAAAUUGGCAAUGUUGGCGGUACAAGUGGUGUAACAAAGUCGAAAAUAAUAACAAAUCCGACAACGCAUGGCAAUUCUUUGAGCACGAAGCCGCUAGAACUAAAUUUUGAUUUUGACUUAAAUUUGGACGUUAAAAAUUUAACGGAAAUUCAAACGCAAAACCUUUUAAAAAUCAAAGAAUUACUGCAAGAAAAUGCAGAUUCUACAAAAAUUGUAAAAAAAACGAACAAAUCGAGUAUUGCAACAAUACCAACACAGCUUGCAACAACAACUGCAGUAGGCAAAGUAGCAGCAACAGGUUCAGAAGCAUCUGCAACAAAUAAAACAAAUUCAAAAGCAAUUACCAAAACUAUAACAAAUAGCCCAACAUUGACAACAAUAGUAAUUGAUAAUGAUAAAGUAAACAAUAAAAAAAAUGCCAAAAUUAAUAGCAACAGUAAUGUUGCAGCCAAUACCACCACCACCCCCGUUACAACACGUACUAGCAACGUUAUUGAUAAAAAGGCAAAUAAUUUUGCCAAAAAGAGCAACGGCAGCGCAGUCGCGACAAAAGUAGCAUCUACAAAAUUAAUGCCACCAUCAACAUUAACGUCAACAUCAACAGCAUCAGCAUCAGCAGUGUCAUCAACAUUAGCAUCAGAAUUAGCAUUAGCACAAGUAACACCAGCGGCAGCAGCGGCCGCAGCAGUGCCAUCAUCAUCUAAAACAACAACGUCACCAACAGCAACUGAUAAUAAGAAGCUACAGCGAGAUCAACAGCAACAGCAAAUUAGUACUAAAACAAAAGGGGACGAUAAAACAACGAAAAGUACUAAUAAAUUAAUUAAAUCGGUAACAGCUAAAUCAGUAGCAAUUGCGGAAAAUAAUAAAAAUAUCAAUAAUAGUAACACAAAAAUAAUAAAUUGUAGUAAAGGAAUAGCAGUAUCAGGAACAGGAUCAGCAUCAGCAACAGCAACAGCAACAGCGAUCCAUAAAACAGAAAAGGAUAACAAAAUCAGUGUUGCCAAUUUACUUGAAACGGAAAACGUAAUGGACGUAGCGCGUGCAAAUAUGCCAGCACCAACAAAAGCAAAAACGACAACAAGAUCAUUAACAAAUGGUUUGGAUAAAAAUUCAGGACGUCCUAUACUGACGCGUGGUUCCGUCGCAGAGCGUGUUUUAAUGUUCGAAAAAUGUCCUGAUGUGCGGAAUAUGAACUUAAAUAUAAAACGUCCAAAUCCAGCAGACACAUCGCCUAAACUGUUGGUGAAGGUCAAACUACAUGCUACACCACCGAGUCCACAAGAACACAAUUCUCUGCAGAAAGAAAUCAGAUCAACUAAAAGUGUCUACAUACCAAGAUUUUAUUUUCCACAUGGCAAACCACAGCCAACCAUUGCCUUGGAACGCACUUUGCGAUCAUUCAUAUCCGCGUUUGAUUCAUAUCCGAAUAAUCAAGUAACUAAGGACGAACUGCCACGCAUAUUAAAAUUGUGCGGUUUACCGUUUUAUUGGCGUAUGCCAGUUUUACUUUUCUGUCAACAGGGAAAUUCCGGUUUAGUAGAACGACAACGUUUUGUGGAGUUUUGGAAACAAAUGAAUGUUUAUUGUCAUGAUGCUGCAUCGCGAUUUGUGUACAUACUUUCCCGUGGGCAACGAUUUCGAUCAUACAUACUUCCGGAAGAUUUAGCGCCUUUGGUGCAAGAUGUAGUCGAUACACAUCCAGGAUUAGCGUUCUUGAAGGAAGCUAUAGAGUUUCAUUCCAGAUAUGUGCACACAGUUAUAGCCAGAAUAUUUUAUACUGUAAAUCGUAGUUGGUCGGGUAAAAUUUCUAUUUCAGAACUAAAGAAAUCAGAUCUUUUGGAGAUUAUAUCGCUACUUGAAGAAGAAGAUGACAUAAAUCAAAUUAUGGCCUUUUUUAGUUAUGAGCAUUUUUAUGUUAUAUAUUGUAAAUUUUGGGAGUUGGACAAGGAUCAUGACUUACUUAUAAGUCAAGAUGAUUUAGCAGGACACAGUGAUCAUGCAUUGUCAACACGUAUUGUUGAAAGAAUUUUUUCCGGUUGCGUUACACGGAGUGACAAUAAGAAAAAUGAGGAUGAUGAACCAAAAAUGUCAUACACCGAUUUUGUUUGGUUUUUACUAUCGGAGGAGGAUAAACGUACGCCAACUGCUAUUGAGUACUGGUUCCGUGUUAUGGAUAUUGACGGUGAUGGAAUAUUGUCUAUGUACGAAUUAGAAUAUUUCUAUGAAGAGCAACAGCAACGUAUGGAAUCGAUAGGUAUUGAAACGUUACCUUUUGAAGAUUGCUUAUGCCAGAUGCUUGAUAUGAUAAAACCACAACGUCGAGACGCAAUUACACUAAGCGAUUUGAAGCGUUGUAAAAUGACGCACAUCUUUUUCGACACUUUCUUCAAUUUGGAAAAAUAUUUAGAUCAUGAGCAACGCGAUCCUUUUGCAUCACAAAGAGACGAAUAUACAUCGGAUUGGGAUCGUUAUGCUGCGCAAGAGUAUGAACUUUUGGUAACCGAAGAAAAUGAAUAAUUUUAGAAUUUCUUUCAAAAUCUUCUAAACAAAAUUAUAUCAUUUUUAUUUAGAACAUAUUUAUAAUUAUUUAAUUUCUGUAUCAUCUUUUGUUAAUACAUUAUCAAAGCAACUAAUGCGUCAUCAAAAAAGUAGUGUACUAUAGUCUAAUUCAUUAAACCUAUUUUGGUAAAAUUUAAUUAAGUAUUUUUUUUUAAACUUUUAUUACCAAAAACAAUUUAAGUCUUAACAUUGUUACUUUCAGUUGUUAAUUUAUUAUAUAUUUAAAAAUUUUUUAUUUAAAAUAAAAUUUGAUACUAAAUUGUAUUUAUUCUAAAAUAUUUAAUUUUAAAAAUACAAAUCCUACAAUUGAGAAUUAUUCCUAUUACUGAUUUUAGAUUUUCUUUAUCAUCAGCAAUAAAUUUUAUAACUUUAAGUUUUUUUUUUGUUGUUACAACUAAAAAUAUACACAUUCACAUUUUUUCU